AUGGAAGUCCACACAUUAGCGGAAUACAUAGUUGGAAAUGAUGGGGAUAGAACCUCAGAUAAGAACCUAUCAAAUGAAGCAUUUGCCGACAAACUAUAUAAAAUUGAUUCGGAUCCGAAGAUAAUGAAAGAGCGGCCAUGGAAGAAGGAUGCAAAGUAUUUUAAAAAGGUAUACAUUUCGUCGUUAGCGUUAAUUAAAAUGACAUUACACGCAACUUCGGGAGGCUCAAUUGAGAUAAUGGGUAUGAUGACAGGAAAGAUCACUGAAGGAUCUAUAGUUGUAAUGGAUGUGUACCCACUUCCUGUGGAAGGUACUGAAACAAGGGUGAAUGCACAGGCAGAAGGAUAUGAGUAUAUGGUACAAUAUCUUGAGCAGCUGAAGAGAGUCGGAAGGAAUGAACACAUAGUUGGAUGGUACCACUCACAUCCUGGCUACGGUUGUUGGCUUUCCGGUAUUGACGUAGCGACACAGAGCCUCAACCAGAAUUUCCAGGACCCCUAUUUGGCAAUUGUAGUAGACCCAUUGAAGACCAAAUCACAAGGAAUUGUAGACAUUGGUGCUUUCAGGACCUAUCCUGAAAAUAAUCGGAAUAAAACCAGAAACGAAGGCAAGCUAGAUAAUAGAAAGUUGCCCAAAGAAAAACGACAAGAUUUUGGAGCUCAUUAUGAAGACUAUUAUUCUUUAGACGUAGAGAUAUUCAAAUCAAAGAAUGAUAGAAAGAUUAUAGAUUUAUUGUUGAAAAAAUCUUGGAGAUCGGGAUUACUUCUGAUAAGUGAAAGUGGCCGAGAAGGUGACGAAAGUGUUACUAAAGUUAAUGAAAUGAUUGAAAAAAGUAGAGGAAACCUAGCAUCUCAUCAGUUGCAUGUAAUUGAAAACACGCUUUUGAAGAAAUUUGAAAGAAAUUAUGAGGAUGAAAUGAGGGAGAAGCUAUUGAAGAAUAGGGGAAACUCACUGAUAUGGUUCAAUGUUGAAGAUACUAAUGAAGAUGAGGAUGAAGAAUUGAGCGACGAGAGCGACUUGGAGGUUGAGCAAGAUGAUAGCGCAACCCUAGAUGUGUCAGAUAUUGAUGUGGAUGAUGCAAUGUCUAUGGAUAGCACCAAUGUUGGGCCAAGGAACAAGAGGAAUGACUCCGACAUUGAAGACGAUGAUCUAGAUGGCGAACAUACACCGCAGUCAAGUAGCGCGAGUGGAAGUUUGGGAGCAGAGAGUGAUUUCCCGAAAAGCAUGAGACUACGCAAAAUCCAAAGACGGAAAAUUGGUAUAAAGUAUGAGAUGGGAGGUUCUAGGGGGCAACUACUUAGGAAACACCAGCAUUACCAACAGCAAAUAAAGCAACAAAAUGUACUGAGACGCCUGCAACGAGACUUGGAGCAGAAUUUGCAAGGCAGUCCACUGGAGAACUUGAGCUAUCCACAAUCUGUUCGCGGAGAACAUGAGUUGAAGGAUGCAAGAAGCAGAGCUUGCAAUGAAAUCCAGGCACUUGGAAACCAAGUUGGAUUGAGCUCUAUAGAAUAUUUGCUAACAUUACGAGCACAGCAGAAGAUUUUUGGAGCCGAUAAAUGA
Messenger RNA from Dujonia railenensis, 1563 nucleotides. The record is from the annotation of a GenBank genome assembly. NCBI's taxonomy places the organism in Eukaryota, Fungi, Ascomycota, Pichiomycetes, Serinales, Debaryomycetaceae.